This is a messenger RNA of Orussus abietinus, 1429 nucleotides long. RefSeq lists its product as uncharacterized. Lineage: Eukaryota; Metazoa; Arthropoda; Insecta; Hymenoptera; Orussidae. Bases 111 to 1082 code for a protein of 323 amino acids. The transcript is spliced from 5 exons. The record is from RefSeq and is a predicted model, not a curated record.
UCCCGAAGGAGCAACGCUGGGAUACCUGUGAGGGAGGAGGAAGGGGUCGACCCGAGGACUGCUUUCACCCUCGAUGAGUAUCCGGCACGUGGCCUAGUCCCUUCUCAAGAAUGCCUAACGAAGCUAGGCCGGUGUGCGAGUGCGCGCAGGUGCCCCAAAAGUCUUGCAUCGGGAUGAACAUCCCGAGCAAGAGCAUGGCGACUCCGAAGAACUCGAGGGGUUCAAAGACCGAGAGGGCCCCGAAAAAAUUAUCCGAGGACUCCGUCAGGAUCCCGAAGCCUAGGCCACCGGAAACCGGAAGCAGCACUUCCGUGGCGGAACAGAGACGGCCGGGGAAAAACGGAAGCAAACAAGAGAAGCGCUUGAACGCCUCGAGGAGGACUCGAAGCGCCGACAGGACGGACUCGCAUUACACCUCUCAUUACACGUACAUUGACUCCGGCUCGAGCAUACUCGGAGGCAACAUUCGAGAAGACACGAUAACGGAAGCGAUCUACACGACUAUUCAGGACUCGCCGAACAGGAACGUUAAUGGCACUACCGGAAGUCAAGUCAAUGGACACAGCCGGUCACAGCCGGUACACGCUAUUCCUUCGAUGACUUCGCCACCACCUACCUACGAUGUUGCUAUGUGGCAGUUUUCGAUGUUGCAGUCGGGUUUACCGCCGUCCUACGAGGAAUAUCUCUGCCACAAGUAUGCGGCGAUCUCGCGAUCGCACACACCUCCACCUCCGUGGUCAGACUCGACGAGCAACAUCCACCAGGUGCGAAGAGACCUCCUGGCCAGCCAGCCGGAGCUGCGAGAGUACCUGAACCAGCUGGCCCUGGCCCACAACGUCGACCAGGGGGCACAUCAUCAGCAACUCCUGAGGGACUCUACUUCCAGCAACCAGCAGCCCCCCAGGAAGCAGCAACCCGCCAGGAUCCAGCGAACCCGGCCCAUGCCCCCCAGGUCGCAGAGCGAAAGUCGUGCCCAGCAACAGCGAAUCGCGACCAUGUACGAGGACGGAGCCUUCUGCAUGGAGACCACGGCCAUACAAUCGGCGUUUGAUAACGGCGUGGCCUUUUGCAGUGUCAUGUAAACCCCCCUGAAGUUCCACCCCGACUACCAGACUCCGAUUUGUCAAUGAAGAAUUUUGUCAGGAUGUAACAAAACGCGGGAGUCUCUAGUCGAUGUCAAAAGUCGAGAAUAAGUCUAAGUACACGAUCUAUGAGGAGGAUGAUCUCGUGGAUCUCCGUAGCCUCGACGGGGCGAGGAUUUUCGUUUCUUCGUUUCCUUCCUGGCUGGCCCAGGACCUCUCGUUUCCGGUCUGGACGCACUUCCGGUACAGCGCCUGGUAAUUAAUUAUUAUCUCUCGGUAAUCGACGCACCUUUUACGCGAGACAUCACGGUGAUAAAGAUUACUGUGUCUAUUGUAAACUCUUUCUU